GAUCGGACACGCGCAGUCGAGAUAGGGAGGGAGAGAGAGAGAGAGCGAGAGAGGAAGCAGGAGCGCGCUUUCCGUGUCUGGUUAGUGGACUGACAGCCAGCUGUGCGGCUACAACGACAACAACAACCUCCUGGAUUUGCUACAUACAACUAGAUUAGUGUCGGUCUGCUACUGAUCAUAAUCGUACACCGUAGCUCGUGUUUGAAGCGAGUACUCGACGGCACAAAGCUACAAACGGUAUCAUCGGCGGUGUCCGUGCUAACUAGCUAGAAGAGCAUUCCUCCAACAUGAAUCCGUUGUGUGACAGAUGUGGACGAGUCGUUUACCCCACGGAAAAAGUGAAUUGUCUGGACAAGUACUGGCAUAAAGGAUGCUUCAGCUGCGAGGUCUGCAAAAUGACUCUAAACAUGAAGAAUUACAAAGGCUUCGGGAAGAAACCAUACUGCAAUGCACACUACCCCAAGACAAACUUCACCUGUGUGGCUGACACUCCAGAGAAUCGCCGCCUCAAAGAGCAGAGCAAGAUGCAGAGCCAGGUUCUCUACAAGGAGGAUUUUGAGAAGAGUAAAGGAAAGGGGUUCAGCGUGGUCGCAGACACGCCAGAGAUGCAGAGAAUUAAGAAAACGCAGGAUCAAAUCAGCAAUAUAAAGUACCAUGAGGAGUAUGACAAGAAGAUGAUGGGAGGAAAGCCACAUAACAUACCGUGCAACACCAGCCAAGUUUCACCAGCAGCUUUCCAGCCGCCUGGAGCCUCUCAGAACUUCAACCAUGAGCCCACUCCUGUACCAGUGCAGGCCGCCGCCGCCGCCCCGCCUCCCAGUGCAGGGAAGCGGUACAGGGCAGUGUACGACUACGCUGCUGCUGAUGAGGACGAGGUGUCCUUCGUGGACGGAGAUGUGAUCAUAGACGUGCAGCAGAUCGACGAGGGCUGGAUGUACGGCCGCGUGGAGCGCACCGGUCAGCAGGGCAUGCUGCCUUCCAAUUACGUGGAGUCCAUCUGAGUGAGGGGGGGGGGAGGGGAAAGAAAAAGAGGGAGAUAAGAAUGUGGAGGUAGAGACAGGGAGGGAAAGAAGGAAAAGAAAAAGUCCAGUGCCAUCUCAUCUUAAUGCCGCUUUCUCUUGAUUUUACUCUUGUUCCUUAAUCUGUCCUGUGAGACUCUGAAUCACACCCCCAUCCCCUUCUGCGUCCCUGUGCUGCUUUCACUGCUCCACCACAGACACCCUUGACCUGUCUGUCUGUCCUUCUCUGUCUGUCUGCCUGCCUCUUUCUCUGUCUGCCUGUGCUGAUGUCUGUCUCUGUUUGGAUGUUCGUCAUCCUCUUUGUUUUCCCAAACCUGGCUCCACUUUCAAGUGCUGUCACAAGUGGAAAAAUGAAAGUCUUAAAAGAUAAACUCUCAGUUCAUCGCAGUAUGUCGGGGGUCAUGCCGUGUCCACAGCUCCAUCCUUGCUAUAGCGCUUAACAGUCCUAGCACAACAUCAUGCAAAAAUAUAGGAAGGAAAGAAAAAAAAAUUUAAAAAUGUAAAAAGCCCUUUUCCCCCACAGGUCAGUCACCACAGACAUUGUUCUGUGGAGUUAAAUAAGUUUUAGUGCGGGAGGGUGUGGCAUUUUGUAUAGGCUUGGUCUUUUUUUCUUCUUCUUUUACAUUUUGCAGCGUGAUCUUGGCCAGACUGGAAACACAGUGUAGAAUCUCAGUCUAUCAGAACUAAGCUUGAAUAUUUUUGACUUGUGUACAUUCCUUUAACCUCUAACCUUGUUGCUGUUGCACCAAUCAGCCAGUUAUCAGUCUUAACAGAGAGGUUUUUAAUAUAUUUAUAGAUUGACACGCAUCGCGCCAUUGCGUGCUGAAGUAGGCACCCUCGUGUUCGGCCCUGCAUCGUGUGUAUCGCUGUGAAACUGGAAUCGUAGCCUAACUGAAGAGCACCUUCUGCCGUGGCCUUUCUCGGGCGAUCCAGGAGGGAUCAGGGAGAAGUUAGGGGACAUUAUCAGUCCAUCUCUUGCAGCCACACUGAAUACAUCACCUCAGUUGGUGUGUACACCUUUUUAUUCCUGUUUCUUGCGGCCUGAAUGCCUUCAGUUCCGAGAGAAUCACAAAGUUAUGGUGAUCGAGGUUAAACCGUUAUGGGAAAAGGUCAAGUCCUUCCCCCUUUUUUUGCUACAAAAUCACCAGUAAAAAAACAUUCAUAGAAGAGAAGGCCAAGCACAAUUAUAUAUUGUGAAUCUUUUUUUUUUUUUUCUUCUCUUAUUUUAAAUUCAUUCCACUGUUUUUGUGAGUGAACAUUCCCAUCUUUAUUUUCCAUUUGAUGUGAGAUAAAUUGUUCAAUCCAUGGUUGUGGUAAAUGUCAUUCUCAUGCUGUUCUUCCUUUUGCCUUUCUUGUUACUGUUUUUGAUGCUUAUUAUUAAUAAAAAUUCAGUGUAUUCAAUAAAUAAAACUAGCAACUCAGUUUAUGAACCAA
Messenger RNA from Cyclopterus lumpus (lumpfish), 2453 nucleotides. RefSeq names its product LIM and SH3 protein 1 (gene lasp1). Gene Ontology annotation, molecular function: actin filament binding. Gene Ontology annotation, cellular component: focal adhesion. The record is from RefSeq and is a predicted model, not a curated record. Bases 288 to 1001 code for a protein of 237 amino acids. The transcript is spliced from 7 exons. NCBI's taxonomy places the organism in Eukaryota, Metazoa, Chordata, Actinopteri, Perciformes, Cyclopteridae.